AUGGAGGGCGCCGAGCCCCGCGCGCGGCCCGAGCGCCUGGCCGAGGCCGACGCGCGGGCGGCCGACGGCGGGCGCUUGGUGGAGGUGCAGCUGAGCGGCGGCGCCCCGUGGGGCUUCACCCUGAAGGGCGGCCGCGAGCACGGCGAACCGCUGGUCAUCACCAAGAUUGAAGAAGGAAGUAAAGCUGCGGCAGUGGACAAGUUACUGGCCGGGGACGAGAUCGUCGGCAUCAACGACAUUGGUCUCUCAGGGUUUAGACAGGAGGCGAUUUGCCUGGUGAAGGGCUCUCAUAAAACCCUGAAGCUGGUAGUGAAAAGGAAGAAUGAGCUGAGCUGGAGGCCUCACUCCUGGCAUGCCACCAAGUUUUCUGAUAGCCACCCCGACACAUCAGCAUCUCCGUUCCCCUCUGCCAGCUCCUGUCCUUCCUGGCAUGGCCGUCACCACCCCAGUUCUUCCUCCCAUGACCUGUCUGGCACGUGGGAGCACACGAAUCUGCAGCGUACCUCUGACCACUUUAGUUCCCUGGGGAGCGUCGACAGCCUGGACCACCCUUCCCAGCCCUACCCCUCCAGACGCCUCUCUGCCGCCAGGUCCAAUGGCAGCAUCGACCACCUGGGCGGCCCGAGCAAGCGGGACUCAGCUUACGGCUCAUUCUCCACCAGCUCCAGCACGCCCGACCACACCUUGCCCAAGGCUGAUGCGUCCUCUGCGGAGAACAUCCUCUACAACGUGGGCCUGGGGGAGGCCUGUAGGCCGGGCGGCCGGCAGGGCCAGGCUGCCAGUGACCCCCAGGGCCUGGAGGACAGGCUCGGGUACUUCCCACCCCGGGUCCCCCGUGACGGCAGCAGAAGCCCCAGGCCAGAGGACAGUCCUGAGACCAAGCUGGCCACCCCUGGAAAAUCAAAUUUGGGACCGGUUUGGUAUGUCCCCGAUAAGAGAAAAGCACCUUCCUCCCCUCCUCCACCGCCUCCCCCUCUCCGCAGUGACAGCUUCGCUGCCACCAAGAGCCACGAGAAGGCCCAGGGCCCUCUGCUCUCAGACACCGCCAGUGUGCAGCACUUUCCAGGCCCGCCCCAGGCCCAGCCCCGCAGUGACUGGAGACCAGAGCCCGCCAGUCAGCAGUGGAGGCCGGCACGGCCCGGCAAUGGGAAGAGAGUCGGGAGCUCGGGCCCUGCGCCCCACGUCCCCCUGGACCAUGGGGUGCCGACCCCUGACCACAGGCCGGGUGGCCUCCCAGGGGCCCCCGGCCGGCUUCAGGCCUCCCUGUCCAGCACGGACGUGCGUUUCCCGCAGGCCUCCUGUGGCUGCCAGCACCCGCGCCAGUACAGUGACGAGAGUCCCUUCUGUCACGACGGCCCCAGGGCCGCCUCGUCGCUGAGGGAGCAGCACUGUGUGGCCGUCCCUGGUGGCCGCCAGGAGCCUUCUGCCCACUGUGUCCAGGACGACGGCCCCACUCGGCUCAGGUGGCCCGGUGCCACCGAACAGAAGGGCAACAGCGGUGGGCAGAGCCGCUACUACUGUGUGACCAGCAGACAGUGCCUGCAGGCAAGCGCCCAGGCGGGACAGCCCCACGAGGAAUAUUGGCAGUCUGACGGGGCCGCAGAAGCCCACGAACUCCCCACUGAGCACCCAAUGGGCCACGGGCCCUGGGGUCACAUCCAGCACGAGGAGGAGGCCUCGGACACCCGUGAGAGCGACCAGGCAGCCAAGGGCCACCCCGUGGGAAGCGAGGAGCCACAGACAGCCGCCCACGGGGCAGGAGCGGUGGGGAAGGAAGCCGCCGACGGCUUCCUGUGGGCCGCGGGAGAAAGCGGCAAGAUCUCCCCUCGGAAGACGCCUAUGCUUCACUCGCUGGCCCGGGAGGGGGCGCGCCCGCCCGACGACGGCCCGGGAGCUGGUGCCGAAAGGCCGCCCCCGUUCGACGGCCAGGUGGGCAGAGCCACCCGGAGAAGCGACCGCUUCGCCACCACCCUGAGGAACGAGGUCCAGAUGCGCCGAGCCAACCUGCAGAAGAGCAGAAGCACGGUGGCGCUGGCUGGGGCCGACGAGGCGGCUCGGGAGGCCGGCGGCUGGCAGGUGGAGCCGGGAGGCAUCCCCGGCACCUCCCCAGAAGGUUCCUUCCGGGGCACCUAUAAAGACCACCUGAAGGAGGCCCAAGCCCGGGUCCUGAGGGCCACGUCCUUUAAGCGCCGCGACUUGGAGCCCGGCCCGGCCGAUCGUCCCGCGGGGUCAGCCGAGCCGCGGACUGAGGAGCACGGCACACAUCUGGAUGCCACCCCCCACUUCUGGGAGGGGGGCCUGCCCAAGCCGUCCCCGUCUGGAGGGGGCCUGCCGCACGUUCCCCGCAUUGGGGCCCGGAAACGGUUCACGGUGCAACAGAAGCUGAAAUCGUACUCCGAACCCGAGAAAAUGAACGAGGUGGGGCUCGCAGGGCCCGAUCGCCCCCACCGGCACCCCGGUGCGUCCGAGGACACCAUGGGCACAUUCGCCGACAGGUGCAAGUUUUUUGAGGAAAGCAGCAGACCCAUUCACCAGAGACCUGGGCAGAGGCAAGUGCUCUGUGGAUUCCCGAAGGAGAAGCUGGAGAGGCCGCGGACAGCGGGCCACGGGUACGAGGGUGCAGAGCCUUGGUUCCAGAACAGGGCCCACACGACCUCCCUUGGAGAGAACCCCAGCAGUCACGGAAAAACGGCGACCAUGGGAAAACCAGAACCGCCUCAGAGACUUGGAACCUUUGCUGAGUAUCAAGCCUCUUGGAGGGAGCAGAGAAACGCUCUAGAAGCCAGGAGUUCUGGGCGGUAUCACUCAGCGGAUGACAUCUUGGACGCAGGUCUGGAUCAGCACGAGAGGCCACAGUACGUUCAUGGAAGGUCCCGUUCCUCACCAUCCACAGACCCCUACAAACAGGAAGCUGCCAUCGAACCACAACAGCAAGUGGGGGACGCUGGUGAGCACAGGCAACUUUCUGCCACCGUCCGGGCCGAGGAGGGACGCCCUAAUCCGAGACAAGCAGAUGUCCGACGGCCGGCAAGCGGUGCGGCAGGACAGCAGGACUCCCGGACGCCGGCCCAGCUCGGUCAGCCGUCUCCCGCCUGGGGGGCUCCGGAGGUGCCCCCGGAGGCCCGCGGCCGAGCGGGGACCCUCCCUCGAGACUACAGAUCCUCGGAGGGCGCGCCCUCGGCCCCGCACACCCGCGGGCAGGAGCCCAGGCCCUUGAGCGCCGCGCCCGUCCCCAAGCAGCCAGCCCCGCGGAGGCCGCCACCGCCACCGCCGCCCAAGCGUGAGCCCGGGCAGUUGGGGGGCCUGGCCGGCGGCACCCCCAGCGGGCCCCUGCCGUCCCCCGAGGCCACGGACGCGUGCGCCCCCCGCCCGGCCCUCGGCCAAAGGCCCGAAGACGGCGAGCGCGCGGGGCGGCAUGUAGACGGGCACCCGGCCGGGCCUGAGAGCCAAGCCCCGCUCCCUUCCUCGCUGCGGGCCCCGCGCCCGGCCGCCAUGGAGACUUCUCGCUCCCCUUCGCCCCAGUUCGCCCCGCAGAAGCUCACGGACAGACCUCCCCUGCUGGUCCAGGACGAGAGUUCCACCAGAAUCGAGCGGGUGAUUGACAACAAUACCACUGUGAAGAUGGUGCCCAUCAAGAUUGUGCACUCGGAGAGCCGGCCUGAGAAGGAGAGCCGCCAGGGCCUGGCCCGCGCCACCGAGCUGCCCACACUGCCCAGCGGGCUGGAGAAAGACCACAUCAAGACCCUCAGCACCUCGGAGCAGUUCUACUCCCGCUUCUGCGUGUACAGCCGCCAGGGCGCCGAGCCCCAGCCCCAGCACCCCGAAGCCCCCGCGCCCACUGCCAAGGACAGCGGGGCCUCUCCGCCCGGGUUCAGCUACAUGAAGACCAAGGAGAGGACAGCCGAAGACCUGAAGUCAGAAGAGCUGGCCCGGGAGAUCGUGGGCAAGGAGAAGUCUCUGGCCGACAUCCUGGACCCCAGCGUGAAGAUCAGAACCACCAUGGACCUGAUGGAGGGGAUCUUCCCCAAAGACGAGCACCUGCUGGAAGAAGCCCAGCAGCGGAGGAAGCUGCUCCCCAAAGUCCCCUCUCCUGGGACCACGGACGAGAAGAGAGAGGAGCCGAGCGUGCCGGCGGCCAUGUCCCUGGCCACCAGCUCCACGUACUACAGCACUUCGGUCCCCAAGGCGGAGCUGCUGAUCAAGAUGAAGGAUCUGCAGGAGCAGCAGGAGCCCGAGGAGGAUUCGGGGAGCGACUUGGACCACGACCUGUCGGUGAAGAAGCAGGAGCUCAUCGAGAGCAUCAGUCGCAAGCUGCAAGUGCUUCGGGAAGCCCGGGAGAGCCUGCUGGAGGACAUCCGUGCCAACAGCGCACUGGGGGACGAGGUGGACGCCAUCGCCAAAGACGUGUGCAAACCCAACGAGUUUGACAAGUUCCGCAUGUUCAUUGGGGACCUGGACAAAGUGGUGAACCUUCUGCUGUCGCUGUCGGGCCGUCUGGCGCGGGUAGAAAACGCCCUCAAUAAUUUGGAUGACACUACUUCUCCUGGUGAUCGGCAAUCGCUGCUCGAGAAGCAGCGGGUCCUCAUCCAGCAGCACGAGGACGCCAAGGAACUGAAGGAGAACCUGGACCGCUGGGAGCGGAUCGUGUUCGACAUCCUGGCCAGCUACCUCAGCGAGGAGAGCCUGGCCGACUGCGAGCACUUCGUGAAGAUGAAGUCCGCCCUCAUCAUCGAGCAGCGCGAGCUGGAAGACAAGAUACACCUGGGCGAGGAGCAGCUCAAGUGUCUGUUCGACAGCCUGCAGCCAGAAAGAGGCAAAUAG
This is a messenger RNA of Puma concolor (puma), 4821 nucleotides long. The record is from RefSeq and is a predicted model, not a curated record. Lineage: Eukaryota; Metazoa; Chordata; Mammalia; Carnivora; Felidae.